CAGGACGAGCUUCCAACUCCAUUGCUAGCUAGCUACCAGCUCUCCAUCUUCUCCGAGGAGCUAGCAUCGCAGCAGCAGCUAUGGCGGACGAGGUUGUGCUUCUCGACUUCUGGGUGAGCCCGUUCGGGCAGCGGUGCCGGAUCGCGCUGGCGGAGAAGGGCGUGGAGUACGAGUACAGCGAGCAGAGCCUCGCCGACAAGAGCGACCUCUUCCUCCGCUCCAACCCGGUCCACAAGAAGGUCCCCGUCCUCCUCCACGGCGGCCGCCCGGUGUGCGAGUCGCUCGCCAUCCUCGAGUACAUCGACGAGGCGUGGCCGGAGAAGGCGCCGCCGCUCCUCCCCGCCGCCGCCGACGACCCCUACGGCCGCGCGCGGGCCAGGUUCUGGGCGGACUACGUCGACAAGAGGCUCUUCGACUGCCAGACCCGGCUGUGGAAGCUCCGGGCCGGCGAGGACGGCCACGAGCAGGCCAAGAGGGACAUGGUGGAUGCGCUCAGGGCGCUGGAGGCGGAGCUCGGCGACCGGGUCUACUUCGGCGGCGAGGCGUUCGGCUACCUCGACGUCGUGCUCGUGCCGUUCGCCGCGUGGUUCCACGCCUACGAGAGGCUCGGCGGCUUCGCCGUGGCGGAGCACUGCCCGCGGCUGGUGGCGUGGGCCGAACGCUGCAAGGAGAGGGACAGCGUCGCCGCGACGCUCUCUGACCCCGGCAAGGUGUAUGAGUUCGCGCUCUACCUCAAGGACAAGUUUGGCGCCAAGUAAUUAAUUAACUAAUCUGUUUUUAUAGAGAUUAUACCGAGUGGGCAGGGUUUGGUUAAUUACACUAUCUUUAUACUCUCUCGUUUUUUAAUUG
Molecule: messenger RNA, 849 nt
Organism: Oryza brachyantha (malo sina)
Lineage: Eukaryota; Viridiplantae; Streptophyta; Magnoliopsida; Poales; Poaceae
Product: probable glutathione S-transferase GSTU1
Exons: 1
Coding region: 81-758 (225 amino acids)
Biological process (GO): glutathione metabolic process
Cellular component (GO): cytoplasm
Molecular function (GO): glutathione transferase activity
Source: RefSeq, a predicted model, not a curated record